UCCUCUGCGGCCGCCAUGCUGCCCGCCGCCCGCGCGCUGCCGCCGCUCGCCUGGCGCUGGGCCGCGGCCGGGCCCCGGGCGCUGGGCACGGGUCGGGCCCGGCGGUCGGAGGCGCUGGCCGGGGCGCCGCUGGACACGGCCACCAAGGAGUACUCGCCCAAGGUGCGGCAGCUGGUGCGGGACAUCGCGGGGCUGACGCUACUGGAGGUGGCCGACCUCAACGCGCUGCUCAAGGAGACGCUGAAGAUCCCGGACGUGGGGGUGAUGCCGGCGGCUGCCUCCCUCUUGCCCUCCCAGGCAGCUCCGAAGGAGGAGGAGGAGGAGGUUCCGCUCAAGAAAGAGAAAACACAUUUCACCGUCCGGCUGACGGAGAUGAAACCUGCUGACAAGGUGAAGCUGAUCAAGGAGGUGAAGAACUUCGUGCCAGGAGUGAACCUCGUGCAGGCGAAGAAGCUGGUGGAGUCCCUUCCGCAGGAGAUCAAGGCAAACGCCUCCAAGGAGGAAGCAGAGAAGAUCAAAGCGGCGCUGGAGGCAGCCGGAGGGACUGUGGUUCUGGAGUAGACGGCCCCAUCUCCCAGGGAGGGACUGGCGCACCGCGGCAGCCUGCCCCGCCGGCCCCGGUACCGGCCCCGGUACCGGCCGCUGCCCCGGCCGCGCUCCGGGUGUCUCCCAGCGCCAGACGUCCCUGCCAGCCGCGCGGUGGGACCGCGCGCAGAGCGGCCCGCUGCAGGAUUGCUGUACGGUUUGACGGGGCUUGGUGCCCGGUUCCGGCAUCGCCACGAACUCUGCCUUCAUAAACAUCCCCCCCAAAAA
Tyto alba (common barn owl) is the source of this 813-nucleotide messenger RNA. It is a transcript of the gene MRPL12, whose product is annotated as mitochondrial ribosomal protein L12. Bases 16 to 561 code for a protein of 181 amino acids. The transcript is spliced from 4 exons. Lineage: Eukaryota; Metazoa; Chordata; Aves; Strigiformes; Tytonidae. Gene Ontology annotation, biological process: mitochondrial transcription; translation. Gene Ontology annotation, molecular function: structural constituent of ribosome. The record is from RefSeq and is a predicted model, not a curated record. Gene Ontology annotation, cellular component: ribosome; mitochondrial large ribosomal subunit.